Molecule: messenger RNA, 1589 nt
Organism: Thamnophis elegans (Western terrestrial garter snake)
Lineage: Eukaryota; Metazoa; Chordata; Lepidosauria; Squamata; Natricidae
Product: endonuclease G, mitochondrial-like
Exons: 3
Coding region: 68-976 (302 amino acids)
Biological process (GO): apoptotic DNA fragmentation
Cellular component (GO): nucleus; mitochondrial inner membrane
Molecular function (GO): single-stranded DNA endonuclease activity; metal ion binding; nucleic acid binding
Source: RefSeq, a predicted model, not a curated record
UGUAUCUCUUCCUAAUCCCUCGCUUCCUCCCGGGCGUUCCGUCCCUUUGAUCCGCGGCGGAGGGGCGAUGCGGCGCUGGGGGGCCUCGCUGGCGCCCUUGGCGGGCUCGCUGGCGCUGGGGCUGGGCUUGGGCGCCGCCUGGGCCGGGGGGCAGCGCCGGGGGUCGCCGGAGGGGCUGCUGGCGCGGCUGCCCGUCGUGCCGGUGGCGGCGGCCUCCUCCUCCUCCUCUUCCUCCUUGGCGGUGGGCCGGGGCGGCGGGAGCGGCGAGCUGGCCAAGUACGGCCUGCCGGGGCUGUCGCAGCUGCGGAGCCGCGACUCCUACGUGCUGUGCUACGACCCGCGAGCCCGGAGCGCCCUGUGGGUGGUGGAGCGGCUGGACGCGGCGGGCCUCCGCGGCUCCUCCGAGCGCGCCGCCUGCGACUUCCGCGAGGACGACUCCGUCCACCCCUACCACCGCGCCAGCAACGCGGACUACCGGGGCAGCGGCUUCGACCGGGGCCACCUGGCCGCCGCCGCCAACCACAAGUGGAGCCAGAAGGCCAUGGGGGACACCUUCUACCUCAGCAACGUCGCCCCCCAGAAUCCUCAUUUAAAUCAAAACGCCUGGAAUAAUUUGGAAAAGUAUUCUCGCAGUUUAACGAAGACUCACCAGAAUGUUUAUGUCUGCACCGGCCCACUUUUCCUACCCAGGAUGGAGCCAGAUGGGAAGAUGUACGUGAAGUACCAAGUCAUCGGCCGGAAUCACGUGGCCGUCCCCACCCACUUCUUCAAGGUGCUGAUCUUGGAAAAACCCCGGGGAGAAGUGGAGUUGCAAUCCUACGUCAUGCCCAACGCCCCCGUAGACGAGAACGUCCCCCUGGAACGCUUCCUGGUCCCCAUCGAGAGCAUCGAGAGGUCAUCGGGCCUCCUCUUCGUCCCCAACAUCAUGAAAAAGACCACCAGGUUGAAAGCCAUCACGGCUGGGAGCGCGGCCUGAGGACCACUGCAGAGACCGGCUGGGAGUGGCGUCGGAAUAGAAAUAGUUCUCGCUUUGCGGCCACGACUGAGCCCGAAAAUCUCUGCCGCUAAGCGAGUCAGUUGUUCAGUGCGCUUGGCCCCCCCCCCUUCUGCGACUUUCCCCACCCUCGUGGUUAAGCGAGGUGUUGCCAUGGUUAGGGCAGUCACGGGGUUGUUAAUCUGGAUUCCCGUGGAUUUCGCUGGUCAGACGGCCGCAAGAGGGGAUCGCAUAAAUUGCGACCGUCAUAAAUGUGAGUCAGCUGCCAAGCCUCUGGAUUUUGAUCACGUGACCGUGGGGAGUGCUGCGAUGGUCGUUAAGUGGGUAAAACGGUCAUUGGGGAAGAGCAUUUAGUUUCUUUUAGAAACCCUAAGAAUUUUUUCUUUUAAGGAUUUCUUCAGUUGCAGGGAAAUUUUUGGUGGGGGGGUGGGAUAAUGGGCAAGGUUAGAGGGGUGCACUGCCUCACCUCAGGGAAAACAAGAAGCUGUUUUUUCUUUGCCCAAACUCAGGUUGAGGGUUGCAUUUUGAGGCAGGGAGAAAUAAUCGAUACCUUCCAGAUCUGUUUUGCACAAUAAAACACGACAAAUUGCUCGGA